Messenger RNA from Caretta caretta (loggerhead turtle), 780 nucleotides. RefSeq names its product resistin. Gene Ontology annotation, molecular function: hormone activity. Gene Ontology annotation, cellular component: extracellular region. The record is from RefSeq and is a predicted model, not a curated record. NCBI's taxonomy places the organism in Eukaryota, Metazoa, Chordata, Testudines, Cheloniidae.
GGCAAUGUGGCUUUCCCUCUUGCCUGUGCCCCACUCCGCUGCCUUGUGUGCACCUCAGCUCCUACCACGGGUUCCAGAGGGCUCCUGUCCUGGGGUCUGACGUGUUGGCCGGGUCUCUCCCCUGCAGGUAGCUCAGCACCCAGCGGGAUGAAGGCUGCCGUGUUCCUGCUGCUCGCCCUCCUGGUGCCCGCGUGCCACACAGAGGCUCAGUGCAUCAUUGACAAUGUGGUUGAUCUGAAGGUGCAGGCAGCGAUUACUUCCAUAGUGUCCGCCACCCUGGCCAAAGCCAAGCUUCUCUGCCAGGACGUCUCGGCGCGUGGGGCACUUGUCUCCUGCCCAGCAGGGUACAAGCCCACAGGCUGCGCCUGCGGAAUGGGCUGCGGCUCCUGGGACAUCCGCACCGACUCCACCUGCCACUGCCAGUGCGCCGGCAUCGACUGGACGGCCGCACGCUGCUGCAAGAUAGGGCUGUAGUGAUGCCCAGCCCCAGCCUGGGGCACCGGAGAGCCCCACCCGGCCUGCUGCCCCUGCCGUGGGCCCUGGCACAGAACCAUGCUGGGCCUCUUGUGCCCAGUGCAAUGAAUAAACUUGGAUCUGGGUCUGCUGAUGCUUCUCUGGCUCAGUUCUUCCCCUGCCCUCCCAGACUUUGGUACCUAGGGCCAGAGCAUGGGCAGGGGGCACAAUUCUGCCUCCCUCCUAUUUCCCCCAGAAAGGCCCCUGUCCCAAAUCGGUUGGGCUGCCCCUGCUGGCAGCUCUCCAGAUCCCUACGGAGGUCCAGAC